This is a messenger RNA of Brienomyrus brachyistius, 2199 nucleotides long. It is a transcript of the gene nudt19, whose product is annotated as nudix (nucleoside diphosphate linked moiety X)-type motif 19. Bases 163 to 1410 code for a protein of 415 amino acids. Gene Ontology annotation, molecular function: hydrolase activity, acting on acid anhydrides, in phosphorus-containing anhydrides. The record is from RefSeq and is a predicted model, not a curated record. The transcript is spliced from 3 exons. Lineage: Eukaryota; Metazoa; Chordata; Actinopteri; Osteoglossiformes; Mormyridae. Gene Ontology annotation, cellular component: mitochondrion.
AGCACUAGGAACGGUGUUUCCAUCGGUCCAGGGAUCUUAUCUGGAGGAUGUCUUUGGUGUUUCCGUUUAACUCCUCUGUCAAAACAACCCCCGUGACUUCUCAAGGAUUGUAUGGAGUUCAGCAAGAGGGGCGAUUGACGUCCCUGUGUUGGUGAAGCCCAGAUGAACACCGCUUUGAAACACUGGAAGGAGGCGGCUACCGUCAUCUUAGCGGCUGGAGUGAGACGCAGAAUUCCAGCGGGAGAUGAAGUCUUGAUGCGCGCCGUCUCCCCGCCGCCUUUACCGGUUGGCAGCCCGCCCUUGUGGCCCCACAAGUCGGCCUUUGACUACGAGGUCUUGUUGCUGAAGCGCAGCAGCAAAAGCGGCUUCAUGCCCAAUGCGUACGUCUUUCCCGGCGGCUUGGUUGAUCCGUCGGAUUUCUCCGCCGACUGGCAGGGAGUCUUCCAGGCGUUUCGCCGCUAUCCGAACUUCGGCCUGGGAGUCAUCAGGCAGCCGCCCGAGACGAGACCUCCAAUGUUCGCCACCGACAGGUCCAAGCUGGGCUCCCCCAUUCCCGGGGAGGUGGCUUUCAGGAUAUGCGCUGUUAGGGAGACCUUCGAGGAAGCCGGCGUACUCCUGGCUGUGCCUAUGAAGGAAGAGGCGGAGUCCGCCGUUCGGACCGGCGAGCAGGUCCCUCCGACGUUGACGGAGACCGGUCAGUUGUGGGACACGCAGGAACUGGCCCGGUGGAGGCUGCUGGUGAUGGAGAAUCCUGACAAUUUCAUCCGGAUGUGCGAGACCCUGCGGUGCAUGCCCAACAUCUGGGCCCUACACGAGUGGGGCAACUGGCUGACCCCCGGCGGCGUCUACGCGCAGCAGAGGAGGUACGACACCGCAUUUUUCAUCUGCUGCCUGCCAGGAGCCCCUGAAACGAUCCAGGACGAAAAGGAAAUUGUGCAUUUUAAGUGGUCGACGCCCUCGGAGGUGCUACACAGCUACCAGGCCCGGGAGCUGUGGAUAGCGCCCCCACAGUUCUACGACCUAAGCCGCAUGUGCCGCUUCCCACGGCUGCAGGAGCUGCACAGCUUUGCUGCAGCACGGGGACUGGAGGGCUGCGAGCGCUGGCUGCCCGUACGCCUAGUGUCCAAAGACUGCCUCGUUUCCCUGCUGCCAGGUGAUUUGCUGUACCCAGAUGACCCAGACAGCUCAGAGCAGACUGACAUCAUCCUGCGCAAAGAGCAGAGGUUGGAGGAGCUGCAGGCCGAGGACGACGCGCUGCAUCGCAUCGUCUUCCGCGACUCCCACAUCUCUACCGUGCUCAUCACCAUCGCACCCAAGUACAAGCAUCUGGCGCCCCUUCCCGGACCUACCUUUGGUACCACCCCAAAACCCACUGACCCCACCCUCACGACACGCUCCUCCCGGCUGUGAGCUGGAUCUGCUUUGUUUCAGGGGCAGCUUGGCUGGAUCGUUACACUGUUCUUUGGUCAGGGAAAUCCAAUUUAUUUUUAUAUAGCGCCUUUCACAACAGAGUUGUCCCAAGGCGCUUUACAUGGAUGUGUUGUAAAAUGUAAAUAAGAAGCUAAAAUCAAUUUAUGAACAUGUGUCGUGUACAAUCCUGCUGUUUCCUGUCGAUAGUAUUAGCUGAUAUAUGGUUAAAUGAUGGAUGGGUGGUUAUACAUACAUAUAAAUAGCUUCUGGAUAGUUGUGUAAUAUAAGUAUAAUUGAGAGAACAUAUAGAAAAUAUACCUCUGCAUUCUCACCACAAUAUAACAAUAUGCUUGGGUGCUGUAAAAGAUAUAUAUUUUUAAUAUGUUUACAAUUUAGAAAUGAGUUUUUCUAGGAACAAGCAUCAGACACUGAAAACUUCUUGGGAAGGAGUCCAGCUGGACCUUUGGAUUAAUGAACUGAAUCCUCUCACCUGGGCUUCUGAUUGGAGUGGAGAGCAUUUAUGAAACCUAAAUGAACACAAAAAUCCAUGGCUUUUCAUCCGUCUGAUCAAAAUGAAGAACUUAUUGUAGCUUAUUCACCAAGUGAUAUUUCACUUCUGGUGAAGACCAAUGUUUGUAGAAUUUCGGUAAUGAUUUUUAACUGGCCAGUCAUCAGAUAUGCUUGUGAGGGAUUUAGAAUUUGUAUCAAUAACACUGUAUGCACAAAAGUGCACUAUUUUGUGCUCUGUUUAUACAAUGAAUUUAUAAACUUGUCCCUUCAGUAACCUAA